CUCACACUGACAAACACAAACCUCUGAACACGGAGAAACUGCGACACACAGCAGGUGUACAGCUCCACAAGACAUACAGCAGUCUGGAGAAAUGAACAGAAUCUCAGGACUGAUGAAUCUUUUACAGGACGAUGAACAGUUAGAAAAGAAGAUCCACUGAAGACUGAAGAAAGGGAUGAAGAAGAAAACACAAUAUCAACAUGUCCAGGAAAGAAGACAGAGGUUCAGCAGAGAGUGAAGAUGAACUGAGGAUUGUUCUUCUGGGAAAAACUGGAGUUGGUAAAAGUUCAACGGGAAACACAAUCUUAGGACGAUAUGCAUUUAAAGCAGGAAUAUCUGAAGAAUCUGUUACUAAAGAGACUCAGAAAGCAACAUCUGAAAUCAAUGGCAGACACAUCACUGUGAUCGACACUCCAGGACUGUUUGAUACUGAACUCACUAAUGAGGAGAUCCAGAGAGAAAUCAGACGCUGCAUCUCCAUGAUUCUGCCUGGACCACAUGUGUUCAUCAUCGUCCUCAAUUUAGGACAGAGAUUCACUCAAGAGGAAGCAACAUCAGUGAAGUUCAUCCAGGAGACGUUUGGUGAACACUCUCUAAUGUUCACCGUGGUGCUCUUCACCAGAGGAGACUUCCUGAAGAAUCAAAUCAUUGAUGAGUGUUUGGGUAAACCUGGAUCUAUGGUUAGAAAACUGCUUGAAAUGUGUGGAAACAGAUUCCAUGUGUUCAACAAUAAUCAGCCUGAAGACCGAACACAAGUGUCUGAUCUACUGGAGAAGAUGGACAACAUGGUGAAGGCAAGCGGAGGAAGCUUCUACUCAUGUAAGAUGUUCAGAGAGAUGGAGAGAGAUAAACAAGAACAACAGAUGAAGAUCCUGAUGGACAGAGUCAGAAAAACAGAAGAAAAGAUAAAGAAACUAGAAGACAGAAUGAAGAUGGAGGAAGAACAAAAACAGAAUCAGGAGAAAGAGAGAAAGAGAAGAGAAGCAGAACCAGGAACAGAGAACAGAGAAAUACGAGAAGAGAAACAUCAGAGAGAGAGACAAGACAAGAUGAUGAGAGAACACCUAGAUGAUUUAGAGAAGAGACUGAUAGAAGAAAGAAACCUGAGAGAAGAUCAACUAAAGACUUUUAAAGAGCAACUGAAACUCCUUGAAGAACAGCAUGGAGAAGAACUAAAGAGAAGUAUGGAGUGGAGAAAGGAAUACAACAGAGAGAAAGAGAAGAUGAUGAGGAAAAUUCACUCUGAAACUGACGAUUCACUAAAGGUCGAAGCCUACAGGAAACUGGAGACCGAAUACAGCAAGUGGUCCUGGAGUCUCAGCAGUGCCAUGCUGGAAAUUGAGAACAAACUACACAACCAAAUAGAAAAUAAAGCAAUUCAUGAGGUUGAGGAAACUGACCUUCAAACUGAACUGAAGACGACCAGUGAAGAAGUGGACAAAUCCAUGUCAGAGUUCUUUGAGAAAGACACAGAUAAAUAUAUACUGAUUCAGUGGAAAACAUCAUUUGAAACCAAAAUCAAGGAGCUUCAGGAAAACAUGGUGAGAGAAACAAAGAAGAAAUUAAAUGAUGUUCUUCAGCAAAGAGACCAGAAGAAAACUAUUGAUUCUAGAAAGACACAACAUGAAAACACUCUCUAUGAAAAGAGCAAAAAACUGGCCUUCAAAGAAAUCAAAGAGGAAACUAUGAAGAAAGAGUUUGGUUUUUUUUGGGAGGAAAGUAUAAAGGAGAUCAUCACAGACACUCCUCCAAUCAGAGACAUCGACAUAAUGAAAGAUGUGAGAGAGAUCUUUAAAGAUGUUAAUGACAGUGUUUCUGUAGAUGACUGCAGGGAGAACAGCACGUUCACUGUGCAGAGUAAUUCAGAUAAUGUAAGGUCAAAUAAAUCAAGUGGAUUUACAGAAGGUUCAUCAAACGCUCACAUGUCUACUGUUGAGAUGUUUCAUUGUUACAUUCAGUCUAAAGAUGACAAAGUCCAGAUCAGAUCAUUAGUCUCAGAUGUUGUUGAGCAGACAGACAAAAUGAUUCAGUCAUUUAACAUUUCAAAGGUGGGCUACAACAUCAGCCUCAUUCAACAACUCACAGAUUACAUGAAGGCAAGAUUUAAAGAAUAUCAGGAAGGAGCAGUGAAAUAUAAGUUCAGUAAUGAAUUCUUCAAUGGUUUGGUUUAUUCAAUAUGUAGAAGAGCAAACAAGACAAUCACUGACCAACACAGACUGUUCAGAGAAGACAAUGAUCCUGAAAUAUACUUAAAGAAGAAGAGAGAAGAGUACUAUAGUAUUUUUCAGAAAUACUGUCAUGGAGCAAAACCAGCUGCUAUUUUUGGUCACAUCAUCUGUCAGAAACUGAAGGAGCCCAUUGAGCAGAGCGUCUACAAGAAAACUGCCAGAGAUUUAGCAGAUGAAAUGAGAUCAAACUGUAAAUCACUGAAUAGAAACAGAUCAAAUCUGGAGAAACACAUCCUGAAGACACUGGCAGAAGAGGAGGACUUUGACAAAUACAUGAACUACAUUGAAAAUCCCAGAGGUCAUUUCAAGAGUUUCAUCAGAGAUGAAGUCAGUCGCUACAUCAGAGAUAAGUUCAGAGUCAGUGUUUUACCCAAGAUGAAGGAGAACAUUAAACUCCUGCAGCAGAAGAUCAUGAACGCAGCACAUCAAUCUACUGAACAUGUUCAAGUCAACAGUGGAGAUGUUGGUUUGUGGUUGAAGAGUUUCACACAGCAGCUCUCAGAUCAGCUGAUCUUCUCUGAAGAAGACCUCAGGGGAGUCAAACAUGAUGAUGUUGAUGAUUUCAGACUCCUAGAAGAUGUGAUCAGACAAGAGCUUCCUGCUGUAGUGUCAGACAUUAGCAGCAGAUUCAACACAGACACAUUUCCAGUAAAGCUGGACUAUAAGUUCAGGCCAGAUGAGCUUCUGAUUGAUCACUUCUGUCAGUGUUUCUUUCCACAGAGUGAAUGGAGUUCGUGGAAAACUUUACUCUCAAACACAAAAUCUCUGUGAUAAUAUUUGUACAUGUUUAGUGGCAAGUGAACACAAUUUUUGACAGAAGUAAGUUUCCUCUGGAGAGAGUACAGACGAGCAGGAGGGGUUUUGUAGUCUGGAGCAUCACGCAAACAGAAAUAACCCAAAACAGAAUGCUAUUAGAAGUUUGAACCAAUACAUUUAAUGAUGCAAAUAAAUAAACACACAGUUCUCAUAUCUCACACAAACACUAAAUGUUAGUAAAUAUUAAAUGGUUUGAUGUAUAAGGCUCAAACUGAAAACAAAAGUAAAACAAUCUGUCUGGGCCCGGUCCUCUCUCGGCUUCCUCUGCCAUCGUUCCUCCUCUUAUAGUCCAGAGUUCCUUCCGUGGGAUUCGAGGCCGGUGUGCACCUCAGGUGAAUCCUCUUUCAUGGCGGCCUCAUUCCGUUCCCACGGCUCUCGGCCCCGCCCCCUCACCACAAAUAUAUUUAGCUUUUUUAUAAAGCAAGAAAUCUGAAAACCUUUUCCAUUAACUUUCGAAGUAGGAAAAACAAAUACUAUGGAUGCCAAUGGCUACAGGUUUCCGGCUUUCUUGCUUGAAAAAGACCAUAAAUUAGUCAAUAAUUCAACUCUUUAUAUUCUCAUUAAAGUUGAGAAUCUGAUCAAUUCACAUAACUUGAUUCACCUUCAAACAUAAAAUAAUAUACCUGAUUAUUUUUGUAAGAUAAUUUGGAUAUCUUGAUCUCCUGAUUUCAUCAGAAGCUGAAAACUUAAGAUGGACACUCCGGUCUUUUCUCUUUUACAAGGAAUUCACAAAAACAGCCAUUUAAUAAAACUAUUAACUUUCUAUUCUGAGCAGCUGAUCUACAAGGAAGCAAGUUGCUCAACUGUCUGUUACCGAUCAUGUGACCCCCUCUCUACCCUCAUUAACCAGAGCUCAGCUCACACACACUUCACACAGAAUCUUCAUCCUCUUUAUAUGGUUUAUCUAAUGAUUCUUUAAGUUUAACUUGUCAUGUUUUAUCCUUUUAAAUGUCUCUGUGUGAUUGGAAAAUUGUCCCAAUUUUGCAGUAGUCAUUUAUAUUAUGAGAAUGAUUGUCUGUUUGAGUUGUCUAUUUUGAGUUUAACAAAGGUCUGUCCUACUGAAGUGUGAAUUGUCUUUUAAUUUUGAACAUUUUACUCCAGGUAGUGAUUAGUUUUUAGAGUAACAUUUGACCAGACGGAGGUCUUGGUUUUUGAAUAGAUAGAUAGAGUAGACAGUCAGGACUCAGAAGACUCUUCGCGUGUUAAUUAUUUUGUUUUCACAUAGUUAGUUAGCUAGAUGCUUCUGGGAAGUUAGAUUUAGUUUGGGUUUUGUUCUUUUCGUUUCUUUAGCGCCGCCCAUGUCCCGUCUGCCAGCUCUCCUGUUUUUCCCCGUCUUUAUAUUUGUCUCAGUGUUGUAAAUAUUGUAAAUAGUAUAUUUUGGCCUUACUUUAUUUUCUUUAUUUUGGAUUUAUUUGUUGUUUUUGUUAACUUUUGGGAAUUAUAAAUAAAAUCACAAUUUUGGUAUUA
Messenger RNA from Danio aesculapii, 4511 nucleotides. RefSeq names its product interferon-induced very large GTPase 1. Lineage: Eukaryota; Metazoa; Chordata; Actinopteri; Cypriniformes; Danionidae. The coding region runs from base 201 to 2999 and encodes 932 amino acids. Gene Ontology annotation, molecular function: GTP binding. The transcript has 4 exons. The record is from RefSeq and is a predicted model, not a curated record.